GUCGCAGCCCAGGGAACAAGCCCCAACCGGAUCCUGGAAAAGCAGCCUGCUCGGCGCUGUCUCUCCCCGUCGCCAAGAAGAGGCCCUUUGGCCUGAGGAAGCCCCGCCGCCAGCCCUCGGCGCACGCGCAGCCCCGGCCUCUCGGCCUCCGCGGGAGAAACAGUUGGGACCCCUGAUUUUAGCAGGAUGGCCCAAUGGAAUCAGCUGCAGCAGCUUGACACACGGUACCUGGAGCAGCUCCAUCAGCUCUACAGUGACAGCUUCCCAAUGGAACUGCGGCAGUUUCUGGCCCCAUGGAUAGAGAGUCAAGAUUGGGCAUAUGCGGCCAGCAAAGAAUCACAUGCCACUUUGGUGUUUCAUAAUCUCCUGGGUGAGAUUGACCAGCAGUAUAGCCGCUUCCUGCAAGAGUCGAAUGUUCUCUAUCAGCACAAUCUACGAAGAAUCAAGCAGUUUCUUCAGAGCAGGUAUCUUGAGAAGCCAAUGGAGAUUGCCCGGAUUGUGGCCCGGUGCCUGUGGGAAGAGUCCCGCCUUCUACAGACUGCAGCCACUGCAGCCCAGCAAGGGGGCCAGGCCAACCACCCCACAGCAGCCGUGGUGACGGAGAAGCAGCAGAUGCUAGAGCAGCAUCUUCAGGAUGUCCGGAAGAGAGUGCAGGAUCUAGAACAGAAAAUGAAAGUGGUAGAGAAUCUCCAGGAUGACUUUGAUUUCAACUAUAAAACCCUCAAGAGUCAAGGAGAUAUGCAAGACCUGAAUGGAAACAACCAGUCAGUGACCAGGCAGAAGAUGCAGCAGCUGGAACAGAUGCUCACUGCGCUGGACCAGAUGCGGAGAAGCAUCGUGAGUGAGCUGGCGGGGCUUUUGUCAGCGAUGGAGUACGUGCAGAAAACUCUCACGGACGAGGAGCUGGCUGACUGGAAGAGGCGGCAACAGAUUGCUUGCAUUGGAGGCCCGCCCAACAUCUGCCUAGACCGGCUUGAAAACUGGAUAACGUCAUUAGCAGAAUCUCAACUUCAGACCCGUCAACAAAUUAAGAAACUGGAGGAGCUGCAGCAAAAAGUUUCCUACAAAGGGGACCCCAUUGUACAGCACCGACCAAUGCUGGAGGAGAGAAUCGUGGAGCUGUUUAGAAACUUAAUGAAAAGUGCCUUUGUGGUGGAGCGGCAGCCCUGCAUGCCCAUGCAUCCUGACCGGCCACUCGUCAUCAAGACCGGUGUCCAGUUCACUACUAAAGUCAGGUUGCUGGUCAAAUUCCCUGAGUUGAAUUACCAGCUUAAAAUUAAAGUGUGCAUUGACAAAGACUCUGGGGAUGUGGCAGCUCUCAGAGGAUCCCGGAAAUUUAACAUUCUGGGCACAAACACCAAAGUGAUGAACAUGGAAGAGUCCAACAACGGGAGCCUCUCUGCAGAAUUCAAACACUUGACCCUGAGGGAGCAGAGAUGUGGAAAUGGAGGCCGAGCCAACUGUGAUGCUUCCCUGAUUGUGACUGAGGAGCUGCACCUGAUCACCUUUGAGACAGAAGUGUAUCACCAAGGCCUCAAGAUUGACCUAGAGACCCACUCCUUGCCAGUUGUGGUGAUCUCCAACAUCUGUCAGAUGCCAAAUGCCUGGGCGUCCAUCCUGUGGUACAACAUGCUGACCAACAACCCCAAGAACGUGAACUUUUUUACCAAGCCCCCAAUUGGAACGUGGGAUCAAGUGGCCGAGGUUCUGAGCUGGCAAUUCUCCUCCACCACCAAGCGAGGACUGAGCAUCGAGCAGCUGACUACACUGGCAGAGAAACUCUUGGGACCUGGUGUGAAUUAUUCAGGGUGUCAGAUCACAUGGGCUAAGUUUUGCAAAGAAAACAUGGCUGGCAAGGGCUUCUCCUUCUGGGUCUGGCUGGACAAUAUCAUUGACCUUGUGAAAAAGUAUAUCCUGGCCCUUUGGAACGAAGGGUACAUCAUGGGCUUUAUCAGUAAGGAGAGGGAGCGGGCCAUCCUGAGCACCAAGCCUCCAGGCACCUUCCUGCUAAGGUUCAGUGAAAGCAGCAAAGAAGGCGGCGUCACUUUCACUUGGGUGGAGAAGGACAUCAGUGGUAAGACCCAGAUCCAGUCGGUGGAACCAUACACCAAGCAGCAGCUGAACAACAUGUCAUUUGCCGAAAUCAUCAUGGGCUAUAAGAUCAUGGAUGCUACCAACAUCCUGGUCUCUCCGCUGGUCUAUCUCUACCCUGACAUUCCCAAGGAGGAGGCAUUCGGAAAGUAUUGUCGGCCAGAGAGCCAGGAGCAUCCCGAAGCUGACCCAGGCGCUGCCCCAUACCUGAAGACCAAGUUUAUCUGUGUGACACCAACGACCUGCAGCAAUACCAUUGACCUGCCGAUGUCCCCCCGCACUUUAGAUUCAUUGAUGCAGUUUGGAAAUAAUGGUGAAGGUGCUGAACCCUCAGCGGGAGGGCAGUUUGAGUCCCUCACCUUUGACAUGGAGUUGACCUCGGAGUGCGCUACCUCCCCCAUGUGAGGAGCUGAGAACGGAAGCUGCAGAAAGAUACGACUGAGGCGCCUACCUGCGUUCCGCCACCCCUCACACAGCCAAACCCCAGAUCAUCUGAAACUACUAACUUUGUGGUUCCAGAUUUUUUUUAAUCUCCUACUUCUGCUAUCUUUGAGCAAUCUGGGCACUUUUUAAAAUAGAGAAAUGAGUGAAUGUGGGUGAUAUGCUUUUAUCUAAAUGCAAAUAAGGAUGUGUUCUCUGAGACCCAUGAUCAGGGGAUGUGGCAGGGGGGUGGCUAGAGGGAGAAAAAGGAAAUGUCUUGUGUUGUUUUGUCCCUGCCCUCCUUUCUCAGCAGCUGCUUCUUCUUGUUGUUCUUAGACAAGUGCCUCCUGGUGCCCGCGGCAUCCUUCUGCCUGGUCCUGUAAACAAAUGCCACAGGCCACCUGUAAUUACAUACUUCUGGCAUUGCACUUUUUAACCUUGCUGACAUCCAAAUAGAAGACAGGACUAUCUAAGCCCUAGGUUUCUUUUUAAAUUAAGAAAUAAGAACAAUUAAAGGGCAAAAAACACUGUAUCUGCAUAGCCUUUCUGUAUUUAAGAAACUUCAGGCCGGGCGUGAUGGCUCACACCUGUAAUCCCAGCACUUUGGGAGGCUGAGGCGGGUGGAUCACAAAGUCAGGAGAUUGAGAGCAUCCUGACUAACACGAUGAAACCCCAUCUCUACUAAAAGUAUAAAAAAGUAGCCAGGCAUGGUGGCGUGCGCCUGUAAUCCUAGCUACUUGGGAGGCUGAGGCAGGAGAAUCGCUUGAACACGGGAGGCGGAGAUCGCAGUGAGCCGAAAUCACGCCACUUCAUUCCAGCCUGGGUGAUAGAGAGAGACUCCUUCUCAAAAAAAAGAAAAAAAAAAGAAGCUUCAGUUAACCGCCUCCUUGGUGCUUUAAGCAUUCAGCUUCCUUCAGGCUGAUAAUUUAUAUAAUCGCUGAAACAGGCUUCAGGUCAAACCCUUAAAAGACAUCUGAAGCUGCAGCCUGGCCUUUGGUGUUGAAAGCGGAAGGUUUAAGGAGGACCCAAGCAUUUUAGACUUUUUUUUAUAAAUAGACUUUUAUUUUCCCUUGUAAUGUAUUGGCCUUUAGCGGGUAAGGCAGGGCAGAGGGUGCUCACAACCUUGACUCCCUUUCUCCCUGGACCUGAUCUGCUGUUUCAGAGGCUAGGCUGUUUCUGUGGGUGCCUUAUUAGGGCUGGGAUACUUCUGAUUCUGGC
Cebus imitator (Panamanian white-faced capuchin) is the source of this 3729-nucleotide messenger RNA. It is a transcript of the gene STAT3, whose product is annotated as signal transducer and activator of transcription 3. Bases 187 to 2496 code for a protein of 769 amino acids. The record is from RefSeq and is a predicted model, not a curated record. Gene Ontology annotation, biological process: response to peptide hormone; regulation of cell population proliferation; cell surface receptor signaling pathway via JAK-STAT. Gene Ontology annotation, molecular function: RNA polymerase II cis-regulatory region sequence-specific DNA binding; DNA-binding transcription factor activity, RNA polymerase II-specific. NCBI's taxonomy places the organism in Eukaryota, Metazoa, Chordata, Mammalia, Primates, Cebidae. The transcript has 24 exons.